Molecule: messenger RNA, 7097 nt
Organism: Coregonus sp. 'balchen'
Lineage: Eukaryota; Metazoa; Chordata; Actinopteri; Salmoniformes; Salmonidae
Source: the annotation of a GenBank genome assembly
AUGGCGGACCCUGUGAGCACCUGUGCCGUGAGUCCUAAAUCUACCUCUUUUCAAAGACUACUUUUAGUCAAAUGUACAAAGAAAUAUCAUUAUUUCUCCUUUAUAUUUUGUACCAUAGGUCGAAAUGUUAAUGGAUUUUCUUCAUAGCUGUGUGUAUUACUGUUACUAAAAAUAGCCACAGCUUGACAACACCAUGACUUGUUGAAUGUGUUUUAGUACAACCUGUUGUACCAAGAUCUGAAGAAGUUUUCAAAAAACGGGGAGCAUUUCUGCAAGGAGCUCAUGACAGUAUUUCAGCAAAGGUAUGGUCAAUGUCAUGUUAUGUCUUUGCAUACACAACUCCUUGAGAAUAUCGUUUAGUGAGGUAAUUUAUUUGAAAUUGUUAUUAUGCUAUCUAGGAUUGGAAAAGUAAAACCCUUUUGAACCUGGACUGCACAUAUUUCUAUUUCAUAAAAUGUCCAGUCAUUUAAAUGUAUGUACCAUACCAAUUUGGUCAUUCACAAUUGCAUGCUAAGGUCCUAACUUCCAGAUGUAAUUUUAAUUAGCUGUAGUUACUGUUUCACCUCGGUGUGACAACUAACAUCCCUUGAUGACAUUUAUUUGUGACUAGGGCUGAGCUGGAGAUCAGUUAUGCCAAGGGACUUCAGAAGCUUGCUGGAAAACUCAUGAAGGCAUCCAAAGGGAUGAAUGACAAGUGAGUUGGCUAUAGCUUUACAUUUAUAUUGCGCAAUCUGUAAUGCUUCAGCGAUACAGAUUGAAUAGAGCCCAUAUUAUAGUGCUCUAAACUCUCUGAAUGUUGUUGUUUUUAUUUCCAUGAAGUUCCACGUACCAAGCAUGGUGCCAUGUAUCUGAUGACAUGUACUCUACAGCAGACACACACAGGUAUUACACGCAUGACCUUAUUAUGAGGCUUUCCUGUAGUAGAUGUUGCUUGGAUAUUCUCUAGUCUGACUGAGUCUGAGGAAUAAUAAUAUGAUGGUUUGUUUUUAGAGCCCUAGGAAGUGCUUUUCAGGCAGAAGCCAUUUUAGAAAUUCGACAAGUCAUUGAGGAGCACAACAAGAGGAAGAGACCUGUGAGUAAUUUGGACCAUUUAUUCCUACCAUCACAUCAUUCUACAUCAUUCUACACAAUUCUACAUUGAGACACAUUGUUCUUAUCCCUUUCUUGAAUAGCUUGAUAAUGUUGUUGAAAAAAACAGAAAACUUGUUGUGACUAACUGGAGUGAACAAAUCAAGGUAAGCCUUCCUUAAAUUCUUUACCAAUUUGAUCAGUCAAUCAAGUCUAAAUUAACUCUACCUCCUUGUAUAUUUCUCAGACAUUACAUCCUUUGGUUGAUUACAUCAUUCAAAUAAAAUUAUUGGUUAAGAAUAUUGUUCAAACAUUUUCCCUCACAGAUGAAGAAGAAAUUGGUUGGAUUGACAAGAGAGCAUGAGGCCCUGUUCAACUUUGUUAAAAAGAAUACACACAUUUGCACAGAGAAAGAAAAACAGAAGGUACUGCACUGCAAUAUUUACUGUAAUACUGCCAUUGUCACCUCUUGAUAUGUAUGAUUAUGAAACCGUCGAAAUUCCCAAUGUAAUAAAAGUUUAGAAAGAUGGCAUUUCCACACCCUUAAUAAGAUUAGGAUGAUGACUUUUUCUGUUGUUAACUAGAUACUGAACAGACAGACAAAGUCUGUGGAGGCCCAGACCAGAACAGAUGAGGAGUACUUCACCAUCAACAUGGAUGGCCAUCAAAUCAGACUGAAGUGGGAAAACACACUGAAAAACUGCUACCAGGUUCUGACCAAUGCCUACAGCACAUUUCUUCCAAAAUAAUUUGUAUUGAAAAGAUAUGUACCUUCUGACUGUACUGUUGAUCUGGAGAAGGGGUCAAGCCAGAUCACCCAAUAAGUUUUGAUGUGCAGAGUUGAGUUGUAUUGUACGUCUCCUCUCAUGCUGAUGUUUGGUUUGACCAAGUUAGAGAUAGUCAGGUUUGAGUGUUGCAACAUCCAUAUUGUGUGCCUGAUAGUUAUACAGUAACUUUAUCAUUUCAGAUAAUCCAGGAGCUUGAGAAACAGCGGAUAGAAAUUCUGUGCAACAUACUGAAUAAAUACAACCUCCACAUGGCAAGCUUCAGACACACCCUCGUACAUGUGAGCGUUCUUCCCAAAAUGACUCUAAUUACAACCCUGUGACAAAAACUGUCAUAAUUUUCUCUUGUAUUACUUACAGAGCCAGAAACAAAUAGAACAAGCCAUCCAGAGAGUUGAUGUGGAAAAGGAUAUCCAAAGUCUGGUGGAGGAAACCAGUGUAACAGCAGAGGAGAACAAGGCUAAGUUUCUGAUGACUGAUUAUUUUGUAAGGGUCCAUUUUGUUCACAUAAUUGUACAGCACAUUUGUAUCUGUAAAUAGUUCUGGAAUUAGUGUGAUUUUGACCUAAGACAUACAGUGCCUGACCCUCAAUGACUUAUGUUAAGGAGGAGGACAGUAAGUCAUUGAUGGAAAAAGGCAGGAGAAGAGAUGCCAUCAAGUCCAAACUCCAGCGGCUGGGGGACAGUAUCACAAAAACAAAGAAAGACUGUGAAGGUAAGUGUUGAAAAACGAAAGCAUAGAAUUUGACUGGAAAUAAUACAUUUUUGAGUGACACCUUUUCAUUUUCAUGUCUUCCAACAUCCAAUUAAUAAUAGUUCUUGAGAGACUGGUGAAGACCUACUCUGAAAACCCAUCGUUCUCAAACAAAAAGAACCUGGAAGAAACAGAACAGUUGAUUGAUGAGGUUUUUACAUACACCAAUAGAUCCAGUUUGAAAAUAUUAUUUGAUCUUUUUCUGUAUAAAUUUCCUAGCAUUGUGUUGUUAAAUGUGUUUUCCUAUUGGAUGUCUACAGACCACUCUGAAACUGAACCUUCUUGAAGCAACUCAUUGCAAACUCUCCACCACAUUGGCUGAAUUGGAGGGAAAACCUCAGACUUUGCAUAGAUUCAGUGACAGUAUAACAAAAUGGAAAGAAAAGGUAGGUUCAUAUUCAAAGUGCAUUGGUCUGGGCUUUGCACAAGUUAAUGCUAGCCUAGAUUAAUUUACCAACAUACAGUAUACUGUUUUAUUCCAUAUUGUGCAUGUUCAAUUAGAUUUAGACAGCACAAACACAUCAUGGCGUAUCCUUUUUGAUGACACAAAAUAAUAGAUAAAUGUAAGUAUGUACAGUUGAAGUCGGAAGUUUACAUACACUUAGGUUGGAGUCAUUAAAACUUGUUUUUCAACCACUCCACAAAUUUCUUGUUAUCAAACUACUGUUUUGGGAAGUCGGUUAGGACAUCUACUGUGCAUGACACAAGGAAUUUUUCCAACAAUUGUUUACAGACAGAUUAUUUCACUUAUAAUUCACUGUAUCACAAUUCCAGUGGGUUAGAAGUUUGCAUAUACUAAGUUGACUGUGCCUUUAAACAGCUUGGAAAAUUCCAGAAAAUGAUGACAUGUCUUUAGAAGCUUCUGAUAGGCUAAUUUACAUAAUUUGAGUCAAUUGGAGGUGUACCUGUGGAGGCCUACCUUGAAACUCAGUGCCUCUUUGCUUGUCAUCAUGGGAAAAUCUAAUGAAAUCAGCAAAGACCUCAGAAAAUGUUUUGUAGACUUCCACAAGUCUGGUUCAUCCUUGGAAGCAAUUUCCAAACGCCUGAAGGUACCAUGUUCAUCUGUACAAACAAUAGUACGCAAGUAUAAACACCAUGGGACCACGCAGCCGUCAUACCGCUCAGGAAGGAGACGCAUUCUGUGUCCUAGAGCUGAAUGUACUUUGGUGUGAAAAGUGCAAAUCAAUCCCAGAACAACAGCAAAGGACCUUGUGAAGAUGCUGGAGGAAACAGGUACAAAAGUAUCUAUAUCCACAGUAAAACGAGUCCUAUAUCGACAUAAUCUGAAAGGCCGCUCAGCAAGGAAGAAGCCACUGCUCCAAAACCGCCAUAAAAAAGCCAGACUACGGUUUGCAACGGCACAUGGGGACAAAGGUCAUAGUUUUUGGAGAAAUGUCCUCUGGUCUGAUGAAACAAAAAUAGAACUGUUUGGCCAUAAUGACCAUUGUUAUGUUUGGAGGAAAAGGGGGACAGCUUGCAAGCCGAAGCACGGGUGGCAGCGUCAUGCUGUGGGGGUGCUUUGCUGCAGGAGGGACUGGUGCACUUCACAAAAUAGAUGGCAUCAUGAGGAAGGAAAAUGAUGUGGAUAUAUUGAAGCAACAUCUCAAGACAUCAGUCAGGAAGUUAAAGCUUGGUCGCAAAUGGGUCUUCCAAAUGGACAAUGACCCUAAGCAUACUUCCAAAGUUGUGGCAAAAUGGCUUAAGGACAACAAUGUAAAGGUAUUGGAGUGGCCAUCACAAAGCCCUGACCUCAAUCCUAUAGAACAUUUGUGUGCAGAACUGAAAAAGUGUGUGCGAGCAAGGAGGCCUACAAACCUGACUCAGUUACACCAGCUCUGUCAGGAGGAAUGGGCCAAAAUUCACCCAACUUAUUGUGGGAAGCUUGUGGAAGGCUACCUGAAACGUUUGACCCAAGAUAAACAAUUUAAAGGCAAUGCUACCAAAUACUAAUUGAGUGUAUGUAAACUUCUGAUCCACUGGGAAUGUAAUGAAAGAAAUAAAAGCUGAAAUAAUUAUCUCUACUAUUAUUCUGACAUUUCACAUUCUUAAAAUAAAGUGGUGAUCCUAACUGACCUAAAACAGGGAAUGUUUACUAGGAUUAAAUGUCAGGAAUUGUGAAAAACUGAGUUUAAAUGUAUUUGGCUAAGGUGUAUGUAAACUUCCAACUUCAACUGUAUGUAUGUUACUAUACAUCCUAACCAGAUUACGUUGUUUUCCAAGGAUUGCGAGCACAGUAUUGUUCAGCUGGCCCGUCCAGUCAAAAUCAAAAAGACACCAUUCAGAUCGCGUCAGAGGAGCUCCAUCAUUUACAAAGGACCCUAUCAGAGUGUGACAUCAGAAGAGACCUCAUCAGUGGAAGCAAACCCUGUCUACACUGCUGUCAUCCAAGAUACUGCAGCUCCAGGGGAAUGUGGCUCUGUCAAUGGAGCCAUGUCCAAGACUGAUGACGAAGAAGGUGACACCCAUCCACAUAUAUAAUUACAAAGAUGUAUCAUUCUGAUCUUGCCUACAGUGGGGAAAAAAAGUAUUUAGUCAGCCACCAAUUGUGCAUGUUCUCCCACUUAAAAAGAUGAGAGAGGCCUGUAAUUUUCAUCAUAGGUACACGUCAACUAUGACAGACAAAUUGAGGAAAAAAAAUCCAGAAAAUCACAUUGUAGGAUUUGGAAUGAAUUUAUUUGCAAAUUAUGGUGGAAAAUAAGUAUUUGGUCACCUACAAACAAGCAAGAUUUCUGGCUCUCACAGACCUGUAACAACUUCUUUAAGAGGCUCCUCUGUCCUCCACUCGUUACCUGUAUUAAUGGCACCUGUUUGAACUUGUUAUCAGUAUAAAAGACACCUGUCCACAACCUCAAACAGUCACACUCCAAACUCCACUAUGGCCAAGACCAAAGAGCUGUCAAAGGACACCAGAAACAAAAUUGUAGACCUGCACCAGGCUGGGAAGACUGAAUCUGCAAUAGGUAAGCAGCUUGGUUUGAAGAAAUCAACUGUGGGAGCAAUUAUUAGGAAAUGGAAGACAAACAAGACCACUGAUAAUCUCCCUCGAUCUGGGGCUCCACGCAAGAUCUCACCCAGUGGGGUCAAAAUGAUCACAAGAACGGUGAGCAAAAAUCCCAGAACUACACGGGGGGACCUAGUGAAUGACCUGCAGAGAGCUGGGACCAAAGUAACAAAGCCUACCAUCAGGAACACACUACGCCGCCAGGGACUCAAAUCCUGCAGUGCCCGCCAAGGACUCAAAUCCUGCAGUGCCAGACGUGUCCCCCUGCUUAAGCCAGUACAUGUCCAGGCCCGUCUGAAGUUUGCUAGAGUGCAUUUGGAUGAUCCAGAAGAGGAUUGGGAGAAUGUCAUAUGGUCAGAUGAAACCAAAAUAUAACUUUUUGGUAAAAAGUCAACUCGUCGUGUUUGGAGGACAAAGAAUGCUGAGUUGCAUCCAAAGAACACCAUACCUACUGUGAAGCACGGGGGUGGAAACAUCAUGCUUUGGGGCUGUUUUUCUGCAAAGAGACCAGGACGACUGAUCCGUGUAAAGGAAAGAAUGGGGCCAUGUAUUGUGACAUUUUGAGUGAAAACCUCCUUCCAUCAGCAAGGGCAUUGAAGAUGAAACGUGGCUGGGUCUUUCAGCAUGACAAUGAUCCCAAACACACCACCCGGGCAACGAAGGAGUGGCUUCGUAAGAAGCAUUUCAAGGUCCUGGAGUGGCCUAGCCGGUCUCCAGAUCUCAACCCCAUAGAAAAUCUUUGGAGGGAGUUGAAAGUCUGUGUUGCCCAGCGACAGCCCCAAAACAUCACUGCUCUAGAGGAGAUCUGCAUGGAGGAAUGGGCCAAAAUACCAGCAACAGUGUGUGAAAACCUUGUGAAGACUUACAGAAAACGUUUGACCUGUGUCAUUGCCAACAAAGGGUAUAUAACAAAGUAUUGAGAAACUUUUGUUAUUGAACAAAUAUUUAUUUUCCACCAUAAUUUGCAAAUAAAUUCAUAAAAAAUCCUACAAUGUGAUUUUCAGGAUUUUUUUUCCCUCAUUUUGUCUGUCAUAGUUGACGUGUACCUAUGAUGAAAAUUACAGGCCUCUCUCAUCUUUUUAAGUGGGUGAACUUGCACAAUUGGUGGCUGACUAAAUACUUUUUUUCCCCACUGUAUGUGUCAUAACAAGAAACACUAAUACAUUUCUCCUUCAGGUGCAGAGUGGUGUAGCAUUGGGAAAUGCAAAGCUGUUUACGAUUUCACGUCAGACAGAGACGAUGAGUUGAAUAUGAAAGAAGGUAAGGGACAAUAAAAAUAGGUAUGGAAGAAAAUGCAUACCAUCAAUAAUAAUAUGAAAUUCAUGACUAUACUAACAAAAUAAUUUGUUACAGGAGACCUUCUUGACAUCUAUCAAAAGGAAGACAGCGGUUGGUGGUAUGGGAUAUUGAAUGGACAGAUAGGCCAUUUUCCAUCAACCUACGUUGAGGAGCUGCCAAUGUUAAGUGUUGUAGAAACAUCAGAUGUAUGA